Molecule: messenger RNA, 1935 nt
Organism: Juglans regia (Persian walnut)
Lineage: Eukaryota; Viridiplantae; Streptophyta; Magnoliopsida; Fagales; Juglandaceae
Product: serine/threonine-protein kinase D6PK
Exons: 2
Coding region: 279-1832 (517 amino acids)
Biological process (GO): protein phosphorylation
Cellular component (GO): nucleus; cytoplasm; plasma membrane
Molecular function (GO): protein serine/threonine kinase activity; ATP binding
Source: RefSeq, a predicted model, not a curated record
CAGUGGAAGAGAGAAAUGGACUCUAAACCCAAUUUACUCAUUGGGUCUCUCACUUUCACCACCUCCUCUGAUUUCAAAUUUGAAUACCCUUUUCACUACUCCUUUUGGGUCCCUACGUAGUACGCUCAGCUCUCUUCGCGCCCGCGUCUCUCUCGCCCUCACUUUGACCGCCUCGGUCUCAUCCCCUCCCAUCUUGACCUCACCAUCCCACAUAUUUAAUCCUGACACCCUUCUCCCACAACUUCCAUCAAACACUUUCAAAGCCCAUUCAUUCAGGCAUGGAAAAACCAGCUCAGAGUAGUGAAAACAAUGAUACCGAAUCCCUCGCUGGCAACCUCCAAGACCUAAGCUUGGAUACUAAUGUUAGCAUCAGUCUUUUUAGCAGCACGGUUUCUGGGUCUGAGAACAGUGUGAGUAGCAGCAAUAUGAGCAAUGCCAGCACUGUUGAGGCUCAGAAGAAUGCUGAAUUCGUAGUGGACUGCGAGGAAAGUGACACAAGCAGUUUAAGUUGCGCGAGCAAAUAUAACAGCUUUGAUGCAAACGAAUCCAGCUUUCGGAGCUUUUGCUCGUCGAAGCCUCACAAGGGCAACGAUAUACGAUGGGAUGCCAUACAAUACGUAAAGGCGAAAGAUGGGGACUUGGGGCUGGGAAAUUUCAGGCUAUUGAAGAAGCUUGGUUGUGGGGAUAUAGGGAGUGUGUAUUUGGCCCAGUUAAGAGGAAUGGGGUGUUUGUUUGCCAUGAAGGUGAUGGAUAAGGGCAUGUUGGCUGGAAGGAAGAAGCUGGUGAGAGCUCAGACUGAGAGGGACAUAUUGGGUUUGUUGGACCACCCGUUCCUUCCCACCCUUUACUCGCAUUUCGAGACCGACAAGUUCUCUUGCCUGUUAAUGGAGUUUUGCAGUGGUGGGGAUCUUCACACGCUUCGGCAGCGCCAGCCCGGCAAGCACUUUAGGGAACAGGCAGCCAGAUUUUAUGCUUCUGAAGUUCUUCUUGCGCUAGAGUAUCUACACAUGAUGGGAGUGGUGUACAGAGACUUAAAGCCUGAGAAUGUAUUGGUGAGGGAGGAUGGCCACAUCAUGCUCUCUGAUUUUGACCUAUCUUUGAGAUGCUGUGUGAGUCCCACACUCGUUCAGUCCAGUACAGAACCAUCCUGCCGGAUAUCUGCUUACUGUAUUCAGCCAUCAUGCAUUGAUCCAACCUGCAAAUUACCCGUUUGUGUGGAGCCUUCUUGCUUGCAACCUUCUUGCUUUAAGCCUCGUUUUCUCAGUUCCAAAAUAAGCAAGGUGAGGAGUGAAAAAAUAGCAAAUGCAGAUUCACUUCCUGUUCUAAUUGCAGAACCAACUAGCGCCCGCUCUACAUCAUUUGUUGGAACCCACGAAUAUUUAGCUCCCGAGAUAAUAAGAGGGGAUGGUCAUGGGAGUGCUGUUGAUUGGUGGACAUUUGGUGUUUUCUUGCACGAGUUGCUCCAUGGGAGGACACCGUUUAAAGGCAAUGGAAACCGAGAGACAUUAUUCAAUGUUGUUGGCCAGCCCCUAAAAUUUCCUGACGGAUCUUGUAUCAGCUUUGCAGCAAAGGAUUUGAUCCGGGGCCUGCUUGUAAAGGAUCCACAAAAGAGACUAGGAUUCAAAAGAGGUGCCACUGAGAUCAAACAACAUCCCUUCUUUGAAAGUAUUAAUUGGGCUCUCAUCCGGAGUACUCACCCUCCAGAAAUUCCAAAACCCGUUGAUCUUGCAUUUUUGAGCCACACAGUCAAGACAUCGAUGCCUCCAAAUGACAAAGGUGCUACUGACUCGGAUAGGUCAUCAGGUCCUUACUUAGAUUUUGAAUUUUUUUAACGACUUUUAGUAGCCAAAUGUGGAACAAAAAAACUAAUGAGUUGGAAUAUAUAUAUAUAUUAGGUUGUCAAUGAAAUUUUAUUCCUUUUGCAUGGUUUAAUAA